Euleptes europaea (tarantolino) is the source of this 1766-nucleotide messenger RNA. It is a transcript of the gene DEAF1, whose product is annotated as DEAF1 transcription factor. Gene Ontology annotation, biological process: regulation of transcription by RNA polymerase II. Gene Ontology annotation, cellular component: nucleus. Gene Ontology annotation, molecular function: DNA-binding transcription factor activity, RNA polymerase II-specific; DNA binding. Bases 1 to 1758 code for a protein of 585 amino acids. The transcript is spliced from 13 exons. Lineage: Eukaryota; Metazoa; Chordata; Lepidosauria; Squamata; Sphaerodactylidae. The record is from RefSeq and is a predicted model, not a curated record.
AUGGAGGACUCGGACUCGGCCGCGAAGCAACUGGGCUUGGCCGAGGCGGCCGCCGUAGCUGCCGCCGCUGCAGUGGCUGCAGCGGCGGCAGCUGCCGCGGCCGCAGAAGGCUCGGAGCAGCAGCAGCACCAGCGGCAUGUCGAGGCGGCCGGCUCGGAGGCGGAACCGGAAGAGGAGGUGACGGCGGUGACCGUCAUGGCGGCAGACGCCGAACACCUCGAGAUGGGGGCCGAGUCCCUGCCGAGCGCCGACGAGGCCGCCGCGGCCGCCUUCGCAGAAGUGACCACAGUAACGGUAGCCAACGUGGGUACCUCUGCAGACAACGUAUUCACCACUUCAGUGGCAAAUGCAGCAUCUAUUUCAGGACAUGUGCUGUCUGGGAGAACAGCUCUUCAAAUUGGGGACAGCCUGAACGCCGAGAAGGCCACUCUGAUUGUGGUUCACACAGAUGGCAGCAUUGUAGAGACUGCAGGGCUCAAGGGGCCAUCUGCUCCUCUCACACCAGGGCCUCAGUCUCCUCCUACUCCUUUAUCAUCUGGCCAAGAAAAAGGUGGAACAAAAUAUAACUGGGACCCUUCAGUGUAUGACAAUGAACUGCCUGUACGAUGUCGAAAUAUCAGUGGUAUCUUGUACAAAAACCGGCUUGGCUCAGGUGGCCGCGGACGUUGCAUUAAGCAAGGGGAGAGCUGGUACAGCCCCACUGAGUUUGAAGCCAUGGCAGGAAGAGCCAGCAGCAAGGACUGGAAAAGAAGCAUUCGUUAUGCAGGGAGGCCAUUACAGUGCCUUAUUCAUGAUGGGAUAUUAAAUCCUCAUGCUGCCUCAUGCACUUGUGCUGCUUGUUGCGACGAUAUGAGCUUGAGUGGCCCCGUAAGACUCUUUGUGCCAUAUAAAAGACGGAAAAAAGAAAAUGAAUUGCCUGCAACUCCAACAAAGAAGGACUCUCCCAAAAAUAUCACCCUGCUUCCUGCAACUGCUGCUACUACCUUCACCGUGACUCCCUCAGGGCAGAUCACUACCUCAGGCACUUUGACCUUCGACCGUACUUCAACUGUUGAGGCCACAGCCAUUAUCUCAGAAAGUCCAUCCCAGGGUGAUGUUUUUACUGGAGCCACUGUAGUACAAGAAACAAAUGUUCAGCAGCCAUGCCGAGUCAGUCAUCCAGAGCCUCACUACCCAAGUUAUCAGGACAAUUGUCAGAUCUCCACUUUCCCAGAAGCAGCACUGCCAACUUCGCAUCCCAAAAUUGUAUUGACGUCACUUCCAGCCUUGGCUGUGCCACCCAGUACCCCCACCAAAACAAUAUCUUCUUCCAUGGUGAAUGGGCUAGAAAUGUCAGAGCAACGAAGCUGGGUGUACCUUGAGGAGAUGGUCAAUUCACUACUCAGCACAGCUCAGCAGCUGAAGAAUCUCAUUGAGCAAGCGAAGCAGGCCAGCUCCUCAUACAGAGAAGCCGUUGUCACUCAAGCAAAAAUUCAAGCAGAUGUGGAGAGGAAAGAGCAGUUUCAGAGCCAGUUAUUUCAACAAACAGAAGAUGUAGAUGGAAAGACUGAAAUCAUCAUUAAGCAAUCCUGUGUAAACUGUGGUCGUGACGCUAUGAAUGAAUGCACUGGCUGCCAUAAAGUCAAUUACUGCUCAACUUUUUGUCAACGGAAGGAUUGGAAAGAUCACCAGCAUGUGUGUGGCCAGACUGCUACAGUUACUGUUCAAACAGAAGAGGUUCACGUGACGGACAAUGAGAUAGAGAAAGUUAUUGUCUGAAAGGCCCU